CGCGCCCCCCCCCCCCCCCCCCCCCGUCGGCGCCGCUGCAGCCCCCGCCCGCAUAUAGGCUCGUCCGCCGCACUCCCCGCGCCGCCGCCGCCUCCUCCAGGCAUGGCACAGGGCUCUACCUCACUAUGGCAGCAGCAGCGCGGCACAGCACCCUGGACUUCCUCCUCGGCGCCACAGCUGAUUGCAAUGCCAUUCUUAAAGCUCUACAGCCCAUUUUUCAGGAGCAGGGAAUGACAGAAACAGUUCAUAACUGGGAAGACCAUGGUUAUUUAGCAACCUACAUAAAAAAAAAUGGCAGUUUUGCCAAUUUGAGAAUUCACCCUCAUGGAUUAGUGUUGGUGGAUCUGCAGAAUUACAAUGAUCAUACAAAAGGAAGAGAGGAAGUUGAUCAGCUUCUAAACAAAGUAGAAGAAAGAAUGAAAGAAUUGUUUCAUGGUAAUAUAAAAAGGGUGAAGCGAUUGCCAGCCAUUUUGAGAGGAGGUGUCAUUGAUAGAUACUGGCCCACAGCUGAUGGACGCCUGGUGGAGUAUGACAUAGAUGAAGUUGUUUAUGAUGAAGACUCACCUUUUCAGAAUAUUAAAAUUCUGCAUUCAAAACAGUUUGGGAAUAUUCUUAUUCUCAGUGGGGAUGUUAAUCUGGCAGAGAGUGACCUGGCAUAUACUCAAGCCAUAAUGGGCAGUGGAAAGGAAGACUACACUGGGAAAGAAGUGCUAAUCCUGGGAGGUGGUGAUGGAGGUAUACUAUAUGAGAUAGUCAAACUGAAGCCAAAGAUGGUUACUAUGGUAGAGAUUGACCAAAUGGUGAUCGACGGGUGUAAAAAAUACAUGCGUAAAACAUGCGGAGAUGUCUUAGACAAUCUGAAAGGAGAGUGCUAUCAGGUUCUGAUUGAAGACUGUAUUCCUGUACUGAAGAGGUAUGCCAAAGAAGGAAGGAUGUUUGAUUAUGUAAUUAAUGAUCUGACGGCUGUUCCAAUCUCCACAUCUCCAGAAGAAGAUUCCACAUGGGAAUUUCUGCGAUUGAUUCUUGACCUCUCAAUGAAAGUCCUGAAACAAGAUGGAAAAUACUUCACACAGGGAAACUGUAUCAAUCUGACCGAUGCCUUGACUCUGUAUGAAGAACAGCUUAGCAGGCUUUAUUGUCCUGUGGAGUUUUCAAAAGAAACUGUGUGCGUUCCCUCCUACAUGGAAUUAUGGGUAUUCUACACUAUUUGGAAGAAACAAACUGACAUCUGAACAUCAAGAUUAUUUGAGAUUAUCCUACAUGUACAUGCUGCAUGGAGCAUAUAGGCCUGCCACAUGCUGCAUAUUGGCAUCUUGAACCUUUAAAUUAUAUGCUGUAGAUGAUCCUGAAGCUUAGUCAUGCUAUUGAUUGUGAAUUCUUUAAAUGUUUUUUAUUAUUAUUUUAAUUUAAAAGCAAAUGGAAAAUGUAUAUUUUGAUGAGCUAGGGUGUUAUUUUUGAAAGUCAACUUAAAAUGAAUAAGCAGCAAAACUGUAUAGCUGCUGAAUGCACUGAACCUUUAGAAUGUGAUCCUUUUUAUUUUUUUGUAGAUCUUCACAAACUGAUUGAUUAAAAAAGACAUCUUUAGCAUUUCAUCCCUGAAGGGUGGUCCAUGGAGUUUGUUUGGGUUCUUUUUUUUUUUGGUUUUCCACCAGUUUUUAUCUAUGGUGCUUUUUAAGGAUGGAGGGUUCUUGUUUGAUUUUUUUUUUUAGAUGAACACCGCAGUGCUUCCAUAUAGAAAAAGGCAUAAGUUAAGAAGAAAAAAAAAAAAUUCUGAAAGGAUACCCCAAAUCCUUCAUUGCAAAGGGAAGAAAACUUACUGUAGUUUCAUUCAUCAUUGCUGUAAUCUCUGCAGGAGAAGAAUCUUUGACCUUUCACCUAAUGGGAUUCUUUAGCUGCUGCCCCAUUGAUUAUUUGGAUUUUGAUGCAGAUUUAGCAGUAGGUUAUAGAGGCACUUUGAACUCUAUCAGCAUGAAAAUUCAAGCUGGUUUUCCAUCCCACCACAGUGUAAGAAACUGAGUGUAAUGAGGUUCUUGUGGGCAUACACUCCUCAACCUUAUGGGAAGCACUAGGUUCUUAAAGAAGGAAAGGUCACUUUAGAGGGCAAAGAAAUGUGGCUGUAUCUAGAUUCAUGUGCACCAGUAUGGAAUGUUUUGAGGCAAGUAUGUAUAUUUCAGUAGGGUAAGUCCUGGUUGCAUUGCCAUGGAUAGACCAUGUUGUGUGGGGCUCUUGCUGAACUAGAUUCACUUGAAGUGUAAAAAUCAGUGGAAGCUAGGUUGCAUUGUAGUUUUGUUCUGAAAGAUAAAGCAUUUUUCUUUAACUGUUUCUCAUGUUGUCUGAAAAGUUAUAUUUUUGUAAGAAUGUGCUAUGUAUUGACUAAAACUUUGCUUUCAGUGUUUAAAAGAUCCCACUUGAAAGGAGGUAGGAAGGAUUAUAACCAUUCUGUGCAUUUCUGUACAUUUCCAAGGUAGAAUAAAAAGUGCACUAUUUCCCUAAACGCUCUAAUCCUGAACCAUAAUGAUGUUUUUUUCCUUCAAUACCUAGUAUCAACACUUUCUUAGUUUUAUUGGAGGGAGUUGAUCCCCCCUGCCAAGAUACUGUUAAUGAAAACAAAACAAAAAAAAAGCACUCCUAAGAUCUGUAUUCUUAAAUCGUACAUAAAGAAGAAUUUUGCUGUGUCCCACAUAUAUAAACUGUUCAUGAAAUCUGAGUAGCCUGUGUAGAAUUCCAGAGUGAUACUGGAGAACUUGCAAAAAAUUUCCUGUUUUGGUGUGUAAUUAUUUUUGUAUCGUACAGUUGUGCUGUUAAAAUGCUUUCAGUUUGGAGAGCCAAUAGAAGUAUUCUUCAGUCUUACUUUAAAUUAUUGCAGUUAAUGUUAAUUCCUUAAUAUACACGGGGCACAGUUCUUCCAUGGCCUGCAGCUUGUGCAUCCCUAAAUACUCCCAAAGAGCAGAGCCUCCCUCUAAACAGGAGGAGAAAAAAGUGUCUUGCAUUUCCCUGAGUGUUUUAGCUCUGUUGUAUACAACCCAGAAAAGACCUUUAUUAUUGCCUAUAACCUGGUAGUGACCCUUCAUUUAUGAUACAGGACUGCAAUCAGUAUAUUGUAUAGCUGCAAAUGAAUGCAGAUGUCCUAUAAACAGUUAUGUGUAUUCUUAACUUUGCAAGCAUGAAUAUUCCCAUUGAUUCUUAGUGUGAUUACUCACGUAGGUGAAAUUAAGCACACAGGCAUUCACUGGGACGGGGCUUACAGCAUAUAUGUUCCUGAAUGAGCUUGAUAGAUGUAGAAAUCAGUCACAACAAGUGGGGGUGGUUGUUUUUUUUUAGCAAAGAAACUUUUGAACUGGAAGAUGACUUAAUAUGCUUGCUGGCUUGCUGUACCAUGGCUAGCACUUUUCUUUAGCAUCGCUGCACAAGGCUGCCUGAGUACAGAGAUGUUGGGUGUGCAGGGAUUCUCUGUAAUCAGUUCCUGGAAUAACCAGGGGACCUGAAUUACAUACCGAUAGGUGAGAGGCAGCGGUGCUUGCAAAUCUUUCCUUUUUCAACUGAUAAAGUAUAAAGAGAGUUGGAGGAAUUAUUUUUUCUUUAAACUUUUUUUUAAUGUAGUUUUUUUAAAGUGAUAGAUGCAGUAUAAAACAAUUCAGCAAACACUGAACAUUAUAUUUUUUUAAGUUGCUGAAUUGAUUCUGAGCAAAUAUAUACACACUGUCAGUCUUUAUUUAUUUGUUGCUGUAGUGUAGAUUUUUUUUAAAAGGAAAACAAGUUUGUUUCUGUUAGAAUUUUCAAAUGCAACAGCUAUAGCUGAUCAGUUUUCUGUGUUUAAAGCCAGUUGGGAAAUAACCUAUGAUUGCUGCACCAAGUAUGCAAACAGUUCCCAAGAUAUGGUUAACAUUAGUGUUUUCUUAAUUAUUCUUUGCACUAAAUGCUGCUUCCACCUAGAAAUGUGAUCUAAGUAUCUAAAAACUUGAUUGAUAGUAGUUUGUGCAAAGACAAGACUGCUGGCGUUGUAUCUACUGCAUCAGUGCAGUGCACGUGUUAAAAUAAAGGUACACUAUUAUUA
Molecule: messenger RNA, 4054 nt
Organism: Aquila chrysaetos chrysaetos
Lineage: Eukaryota; Metazoa; Chordata; Aves; Accipitriformes; Accipitridae
Gene: SMS
Product: spermine synthase
Exons: 11
Coding region: 126-1232 (368 amino acids)
Biological process (GO): spermine biosynthetic process
Molecular function (GO): spermine synthase activity
Source: RefSeq, a predicted model, not a curated record